Molecule: messenger RNA, 387 nt
Organism: Trichophyton verrucosum HKI 0517
Lineage: Eukaryota; Fungi; Ascomycota; Eurotiomycetes; Onygenales; Arthrodermataceae
Exons: 1
Coding region: 1-387 (128 amino acids)
Source: RefSeq, a predicted model, not a curated record
AUGGUGGUUGAGCUGGUGGUGGCCAGGCGGAGCGGCGGGAGAAGAGGAAGAGGAAGAGCAGAAGAGAAGGCCAACCUCCGCGGCCGCCCAGCAAUCAUCCUUGUACGCGCAUCAGGAGGUACAUGCCAGCUGCUCCGACCUGGCACAGAGAUAACAGAUGCAAGCUAUUCGAUCAGGAGGUACAGGCUGGCCGGACGGGGCUGGUCAGGUCAGAUUAAAAAAAAGGCGUAUGUCCUAUCUCGAGCUACAGCAAGGGAAAACCCAGCUUGCUGGGCUGCUAUCCCGGAUGCUGCGCUCUCUAAUUCAAGGAGAAGGAAAAAAAAGAAAAGAAAAGAAAACAUCGAAGAAAAGAGCAGCAGAGAGGGCAAAAAAAGGGAAAAGAAGUAA